AUGAGGACUUGCUUGCUGACCAUUAUAUGGGCGUGCUUGUCCCUUUAUGUGAACUCCACGUCUAUUAGCAGAAAGACUGUGUUAGAGAUGGGAGGAGAGGAGGACAGCGAUGGAGCAAAGGGAGGGAAGAUACUGAAACGUUUCAAACGAGGAUGGAUGUGGAACCAGUUCUUUCUACAGGAAGAGUACACUGGGAGUGAUAAGCAGUACAUUGGCAAGCUUCAAUCUGACAUGGACAAGGGGGAUGGAACCCUGAAGUACAUUCUAACCGGGGACGGGGCUGGAGACAUAUUUACUAUUGAUGAAAACAAUGGUGACCUCCAUGCCAAUAAGAGACUGGACAGAGAGGAGAAGGCCUUCUAUACCCUCCGAGCCACCGUAGUCAACAAGAACACAGGCCUGAAACUGGAGCCUGAGACAGAGUUCAUCGUUAAACUUCACGAUAUCAAUGACAAUGAGCCUAAAUUCGCAAAGGAACUUUACACUGCCAGUGCACCUGAGAGGUCUAAUAUAGGUACUUCAGUCACCCAGGUAACAGCCACGGAUGCAGAUGACAGCAUGUACGGGAACAGCGCAAAACUACGAUACAGCAUCAGCCAGGGGCACCCAUACUUCUCUGUGGACCCAAACACAGGUAUCAUCAGGACAGCCCUGGGGCCUGGAGAGAUGGACCGGGAGAAGCGGGAGCACUACCAGGUGGUGAUUGAGGCCAAGGACAUGGCGGGCCAAAGGGGAGGCUUAACUGGAACCACCACAGUCAAUAUCACCCUGACCGACGUCAACGACAACCCCCCACGCUUCUCUCAGAGUAUAUAUCAGUUCAGCGUUCCAGAGUCUAUAAAAACUGGAAUCCCAGUUGGGAGAAUCAACGCAGUAGAUAAAGACCUUGGGAAGAAUGCGGAGAUGUACUACAGUGUUGUCAGUGGGGAUGGCUUGGACAUGUUCGAUGUCAUCACGGACAAAGACUCACAGGAGGGCAUCAUUACUGUUCUAAAGUCAUUGGACUAUGAAAAGACCCGAUCCUACACACUGGAGAUCCAGGUACAGAACACUCAGACCUUGGACACUCGCUUCCUGGGGUACCUACCCACCAAGGACAUGGCCACAGUCAGGAUCGGCAUAGAAGAUGUGGAUGAGCCUCCUCUGUUUGAGAAAGCCAGCUACGUGAUGGAGGUGAAGGAGGAUGCAGCCGUGGGUACUGCAGUAGGGUCUGUCAGGGCUAUGGACCCGGAUGGAUACAACAGUCCAGUCAGGUACUCCAUUGAUCGUCGUACUGAUCUAGACAGGCUUUUCAACGUGCAUUCUGGGAAUGGGUCCAUAUUUAUCAUAAGACCUCUUGACCGAGAAGAAGCUGCCUGGCACAACAUUUCUGUUAUCGCAACAGAGUUCAGACACACAGACAAACCUCUGCAGACCAGUUGGGUGCCUGUUUAUGUCCGUCUUUUAGAUGUCAACGACAACGCACCCAAGUUCGCCUCUUUCUACGAGACAUUUGUUUGUGAAAAGACUAAGGCUGGACAGAAGAUCCAGACGGUGAGUGCUGUGGAUGCAGAUGACCCGGUGGGUGGACACAAGUUCUUCUUCAGUCUGGCUAUGGAGGGGGCUUACAGAGGCAACUUCACAGUCAAAGACAAUGGCGAUAACACAGCUGGCGUCCUAACCCGGCGCUCCAGCUACAGCCAACUGCACAAGAGCAUCUACCUGGUUCCUGUGUUGAUCACGGACGGGGACUUCCCCAUGCAGAGCAGCACGGGGACGCUGACGGUGCGCGUGUGCAUCUGCGACCGCGAGGGAAACAUGGAGCUGUGCAACGCCGAGGCCCAGACCAGCUCAGCUGGACUUAGCACCGGGGCCCUGGUGGCUAUCCUGCUGUGUGUCAUCAUCCUCCUCAUGAUCAUAGUGCUGUUUGCUGCACUGAAGAGGCAGAAGAAGAAGGAGCCUCUGAUCAUCUCUAAAGAGGACGUGCGAGACAACGUGGUCAGCUACAAUGACGAGGGGGGCGGAGAGGAGGACACCCAGGCUUUCGACAUCGGGGCUCUGCGUAACCCCGAGGCCAUCGAGGAGAGCAAACAGAGGCGGGACAUCAUCCCUUCGGGCACUCUGUACCCCCCUAUCAGACGGACAGCCAUCCCGUCGCGGGACAACGCAGACGUCCGGGACUUCAUAAACCAGCGGGUGCAGGAUAACGACAGUAACCCCACUGCCCCCCCUUAUGACUCUCUGGCCACAUAUGCCUAUGAGGGAACCGGCUCAGUGGCUGAGUCUCUGAGCUCCUUGGGGUCAGCAUCCUCUGAAGGGGACCAGGACUACAACUACCUCAGUGACUGGGGGCCCCGCUUUAGGAAACUGGCUGACAUGUACGGGGCUGAGGACAGCGACCUUGAAUCCUAACACACCACCUGAACUGUUUGUGGGUGGGAGCUAGGAGGAUGACCUAUGAACUAUGACUGACUGUAAUCUGUCUUCUCAGAAAAGAGGAUAAAUGUUGCAGCCCAAGUUUUUUACAAAGUGCCCUUUUAUUCCUUCCAACUCAGUAGGCCAUAGUUCCUUCUGACGGCCAGACCAGACAGAGACUGUGCAGCUGUGUGGAUUUUCUUUUACUGCAAGGCCGACCUUUGAAGAAAGGAUGAACUUCAGUCCCUCAGUUGAAGUUAAGAACCGGAGUUCAGUGUCAAAAAAACCUAUAAAAAGAUACAUUUAUUUUUCAUUUCUGUUUACGU
Messenger RNA from Salvelinus namaycush (lake trout), 2720 nucleotides. RefSeq names its product cadherin-6-like. Gene Ontology annotation, cellular component: adherens junction; plasma membrane; catenin complex. Gene Ontology annotation, biological process: calcium-dependent cell-cell adhesion; cell-cell junction assembly; adherens junction organization. The record is from RefSeq and is a predicted model, not a curated record. Bases 1 to 2391 code for a protein of 796 amino acids. The transcript has 11 exons. Gene Ontology annotation, molecular function: calcium ion binding; cadherin binding. Lineage: Eukaryota; Metazoa; Chordata; Actinopteri; Salmoniformes; Salmonidae.